Molecule: messenger RNA, 786 nt
Organism: Penaeus vannamei (Pacific white shrimp)
Lineage: Eukaryota; Metazoa; Arthropoda; Malacostraca; Decapoda; Penaeidae
Source: RefSeq, a predicted model, not a curated record
AUCAAAAUCGACUUCCUUUGAUCCCGAGAAGUUCAAUGUCAUCUUGACACACCCCGUUGCGUUCAAAGACAUUGCUUGCGGUUCGGAGGAUGCAGAGAAGUUCAAUUUCUUCUGCGGGAACUUUGAUGGGGGCAUUUACGCCUCGUAUAAGACAACAAACAUUGCCGGCUCCGAUGUCGGCUACGAGUUUAAGGUAUCGUCGACAUCGCAGCAGUCGCACGCUGCAACGGUGACCUGGAGUACGGUAGAAGACAUCGACAACCCCAUGGUUCAUGUGGAUCUGUGGUCGUCUGAAGACCGAGGCUUCAAGGCAGUCAUUCCAGAGAGCGCCGGGCUGAGGCUCUUCUGCGAGGUUGUGCACCCACAAGGCUACCUCGAGGGGCUGACAAUUGCGGCCGAAGUCACGAUCAACUCGGUGGAACCUUUUGUUGUUACUUUUGUUGAUGAAGAACUUGGAGAAAUUGACACCCGCCGGAGCGACAGCAUCUGGACGGCCAUUAUACCAGGUGAUUACCCAGCUGGAUCGGAGCUCAUCGUUACCAAACUUGGCGAUCAACCACAACCCGGAUAUAUUACUCACCUCUUAGCACUGGCAACACUGUGGGGUCGCAGCGCGAAGUCGCCGCCGCCGCAGGAGGCUCUGCCGCGGCCUCCGGGUCCGCAGCGCUCCCGACCGACCCCUGGGAAGGCCCCUGCUGCGGCAGCUACCACGAGGGAAGACCCUUCAGCGAUCUGCCAAUCAACCGGUUCUUGAGGUUUCCUUACAAGACGGUCCUCGCGCGGGAC